UCGUGGUCUGUUCCUUUGUGCUCAAAACGGGAGGGAGAGAAAAUAUCACCUGCUGAAGGUUGCCACGUUUCUGGAACAAAAGAGUAAAAACUCCAAAAUUUGGGAAAAAUCGAAACAGAGCUGUUGCUGCGCUGCUGCAAUGGGUCCAUCUGCGGUCGCACUUCUGAUUGUUCUACCUGCACUGCUGCUGGCCUCCGCCGCUUCUGUUCAAGCCAACUGCCGCUUCCCGGAGGUCUGGAGUGGCAACUGGUUCCACUCGGGCAUGGUGAACCUCCUGCACGUCAACAACUCCUUCAUCGAGUCCAAGGGCGUGUGCGUCGAGAGCGACGGCGACAAAUACAUCCUCGAGGACAAGUCCGAGGGCUGCUUCAGAUGCGUCGUCAUCCACGAGAAGCACCACAACGUGCUCCAGUACAAAGAGACGUUUUGCGAGUUGCGACGCUCUUCGUUGGAGACGAUGUGCAACCAGAUCCCCGGCGACGCCGUCCUGCUCUCCAUGUACCGAUCGGAAGCGACGCCGGUGCCCUGUCCCUUCAAAGGGCCCUUUUCCUUCACCUACAGCAGGGGUUCGGGCGAGUGCGCCCGGCCCGUUUCCAGGGUCGAUUCCUGCAUCACCGACUCGCGCAUCCGAUUGCGCUACCAGGCCUGUGCUGACGUUGCCGGAUCGGAGAGCUCUUCUGAGGAGUUGCAGUGCCUGGCUACCUGGAAGGACGGCAACACGCGCUACCUAGUUGGAAAACUGUCGCACAAGAUGGCAAGCACGGACGAGGACCGAUACCGCUGCUUUGUGUACGAUCGCAACGCCCACGACCACCCUGUCACCUUCAGGGUGGCGCAGUCAGGUGAUGCCACGUGCAACGGCCUCCUCUCAGCCACCGAAGGCUCCAGGACCAUGAAACUCACUAAGGAAAUCCACUCGACACACUGCCGGUACCCGGCGUGGGUGACCGAUCACCACCACUGGCACACGCUCGACUACAAACGGUCGUACCAAUUCUCGCACAAGAACGCCACGCUGCGCAUUUCCAACGACUCGGACUCGGAGAACGCGGGCAAGGAGAUGCGCGUCGUGUGCCACACCAUCAACGAGUCCGGCGACAAACAGGUCACCCUGACCGCGCACGUCACCGUCGGAUGCGAGUCUGGGUAUGUGUGCAUGGUUUUCCACCGGCGCGACAGCCACGUAAUCGAGUUGCAACAAACGAGCAACUUUGCCCCGGCGCCCGACGAGGCGUGCCAUCAGAACAACUUCAACCCCGUCGCCCUGCCCUUCACCACGCUGAUAACUGCGUCGCCAAGGCCGAGGACGUGCCCGGACAUGGGUCGGUACGCGGUGCUCGGAGUGAGCAGGGACGGCGCCAAACAGAGCAAGCGGACGGGCGCCUCCGCAGGUUCGGCCAGGGACGCCGCCUGCGCCGACGACAUUGAAUCACUCUUCGUCGGCUGCUCCAAGUCGGAGAACCUUGAGUUCCACUCGUCUUGUCCCAGUGAUAGUGUUUCUUCAUUUGCCUGCCACGGCAGCUGGGAAAUCAACGGCACCUUCUACCUGAUUGCUUCUCCCUUGAGCCGCCGUAGCACUGGUCCACCUCGGUACUGCUUCGUCUACUCCGAGAACGACAAAGGCCAACUGCAGUUCUCCAGCGUCACCGACACCUGCACUAGAAACAUCAGCCCUGGCGUCACCGGCGCCUGGACAUUCAACGUCACAAAUAUUGGUCAAUGUGCCGAGAGCACCGCCAUGCAGAGUUCUUCAGCCAAGCUGGCCUCUUGGAGCUGGUUCCUGGUUGUGUGCAGCUUGCUGGCCACCGUGUCGGCUGCCUCAAGAUGAUUCCGCUGCUAAAUUCUAAUCAGAGACCUCUGUUCUUGAGCAAGAGUGAUGGAUAUUUUUACCGUUGUUGUUGGCUGUUGACUAGGAAGGGAACAAUCGAAGCAAAAUAUAAAUGAAGAAAAAAUAACGUACUAUAUUGAUAAUUUGACGCAAGAAUUCGAAAAAAUAUUUGUGAUCCGAGUGCGACCAGUGCAAGACUGAAUUACACUGACCUGAGCCGUGCCGUGUAUAAGUGUUUCGUUUUUCUUCGACUCGCCGUUUUCAUUGACAGAUGUUUAAUGAUUGUGAGAGCAUUAUAAUUAACUAUCAAAUUGAAAUUGUCUUGGUGCGCUGGAUUUUUGUAAAAUUAUUGUCAGUUUUAUAUCUUCUCUAAACAAAGAGAAGACCAAAAGUUUGUACACAAUUUGAAAGAAAAAGUGCUACUUAAAAUUUUCGAAGGAAGCGCACCAAGUUUGGCCAGAAGGUAAAAAGAUUUCUCAUUUGUCCAAUUUUUCGAAUCAAAAGAAAUGUCUUACAUAAUUAUUUCUACGUGUUUUUGGCUCCAGGUGUUCUUUUUCUCUCUUUUGCUCGUGACAAUAUUUAAUUAUGUAAUUUGAAAGAUAAAUAAAUACGUCUGCCCAAAAUACGCGUGUUGAAGUCAGUCCAAAAUUGAUGCAGCACGCACGAGACUUUGACGCACUUUGCUGAUUCUAAAGGACGUACAAUCAUGAGGGAUACUAAACACAUUACUUGACGACCGAUUUGUAAAUAAUGAGAUUUGUCACAUUUCGCGCGCGCAUAAACCAUGUGAUUUUGUUAAUUUGAAGUGUGAAUGGUCCGAACAAGAGAGUGAUUGCGGUGAGAAGAAAAGAAAUUAAAAGAAGAGUGUUGCUUAAUCGAUAUUCAUUAUCCUUAUUGGUAUUUCCUGUUGCUUUGCAUAUUUAACUUAAUUAAUAAAUGUAAAUCACUAUAUUUACAAAAUAUAGCCUCAUUU
Messenger RNA from Neocloeon triangulifer, 2801 nucleotides. RefSeq lists its product as uncharacterized. The record is from RefSeq and is a predicted model, not a curated record. NCBI's taxonomy places the organism in Eukaryota, Metazoa, Arthropoda, Insecta, Ephemeroptera, Baetidae. The transcript is spliced from 11 exons. The coding region runs from base 140 to 1828 and encodes 562 amino acids.